CACAAUCGCCACAAGCUGCCUUACCACCCGCAUCUCAGCCCAGAAUUCAUUCAAUGCUCUAUCACGCAGACCAGGCUGUCUGCCGGUUCCAUUCUUCUUUUCUUCCACACACGACCUUUCCUAAACCACCGACUUCAUUCAUAUGGUUUAGAUGAUUACAGGAGCGCGUUUAACUGAUUCAUCAACCCUGAAGCCUUCUCUGUCACGGUCGCGCACCCGAAAUACGUACCUACCUCGAUAGCCACCGAGACGAGACGACCCGACGAACCGAACACAGAAACACACGUCGAUACACAAUACACACCCCCGACAUCGAGACCACGGUCCCUUCCUAGCCUACCGCCUAAUCCUCCGCCUACACGCUCGUACCCCCAGCCGGCUCGGCACCUAGUCCACGAUGCAAGGGUUCAACAUGGGGCGGUACGUGCCGCCGGAGGUGGAGGGCACGACGAGCGGGAACAAGCUGCACGGGAAGAAGUUCGGCAGCGGCGGGGGGCAGACGGUGCGGUUCGAGAUGCCGUUCGCGGUGUGGUGCGGGGGGUGCGCGCAGCCGACGCUGAUCGGGCAGGGGGUGCGGUUCAACGCGGCGAAGCGGCGCGUGGGGCAGCACCACAGCACGCCGGUGUUCGCGUUCCGGAUGCGGCACGCGGCGUGCGGGGGCGCGAUCGAGAUCCGGACGGACCCGGCGCGGACGACGUACGUGGUGGCGGAGGGCGGCACGCGGCGCGACACCGGCGGCGCCGCCGACGAGCCCGCCGCUCUCGUGCCUGACGACGACGACCGCUUCCUCACCCCCGCCGAGCGCGACGCCCGCCGCGCCAGCGCCUUCGCCAAGCUCGAGAAGACCAUCGCCGACCGCGCCGCCCUCCAGCGCGCCCGCGUCCGCCUCGCCGACCUCGCCGCCGCCAGCGCCCGCGCCUGGGAGGACCCCUACGAGCGCAACCGCCGCCUGCGCGCCGCCUUCCGCGCCGGCCGCCGCGACCGCGACCGCGACGCCCGCGCCGACGCCGACCUGCGCGACCGCUUCGGCCUCGGCUUCGCCCUGCUGCCCGCCACGCCUGAGGACGCGCGGCGCGCCGCGCUCGUCGACUUCGGCCCCGCCGCGGCCGACGGCGGCGGCGGCGGCGGCGACGACGGGAAGGCCGCCCUGGCGAAGCCCCUGUUCGCCGUGGGCGCCGAGACCAGCCGCGAGGACGUCCGGGGCGCCGCCGAGAGCGGCGGUAGCAGCAGCAGCAGGGGCCACACGAAGGCCGGGGUGGAGGGACGCAGCGAGAGGGCCGCGGGCCCCAGGCCGCCGGCGGGCGCGAGGCGCGGCAUGCUCAAGUCCGAGGUCGCCGCGGCGCAGCUGCGCGAGCACCUGGUGUCGGAGAUCGUGGGCAACACGCGGGUGGCGCGGGACCCGUUCCUGUCGUCGCUGGACCGCGGCGCGGGCGCGGGCGGGGGCGAGAACGCCGGGCGGAUCCCGGGCAUCAAGAGGAAGCGGGUGGCGGCCGACGACGACCCCGGAUCCCCGGCGCAGGGGCGCGAUGGAUCCCCCGCCAAGGCGACGAGGGCCGCCCAGCCGGCCGCGCCGGCGGCCCUGGUCGAGUACGACUCGGACUGA
Molecule: messenger RNA, 1603 nt
Organism: Durotheca rogersii
Lineage: Eukaryota; Fungi; Ascomycota; Sordariomycetes; Xylariales; Xylariaceae
Product: DUF455 domain protein
Exons: 1
Coding region: 398-1603 (401 amino acids)
Biological process (GO): mRNA splicing, via spliceosome
Cellular component (GO): post-mRNA release spliceosomal complex; U2-type spliceosomal complex
Source: RefSeq, a predicted model, not a curated record